AUGGUCGACUGCGGUUACGGAAGGGACGGCGUGGACCCUGAGGACCCAGCCACGGUAGGUCUGGCUCGUCGAUUGGCUGCCGAUCCGUCCAAGGCGCGCCUGGCUGGUUUGUACACGCAUGGCGGGCAUUCCUACGACCAAGAGGGCUCCGAAGUGGUCUUGCAGGUUCGGCGAGUGGCGGCUGCUGAGGCCCGUGCCGUAGCUGGGUUAGCCCGCCGUCUUCGCGAAGUUGGUUUGGAGGUGCCGACCGUUGGCGUGGGAUCCACGCCGACGUGCUCAAAUCCACCUGAUGCGCUGCCGGACGUCAACGAGAUGCAUCCUGGCAAUUACAUCUACUACGACACCAUGCAGCAGGCUCUCGGCUCCUGCGCUGAGGAGGACAUUGCGGUGAGGGUGCUGACGCGUGUGAUUGGUGCUUAUCCGAAGAAGAAUCUUCUUCUCGUUGACAUGGGAUGGACCGCUUGCUCUAAGCAGGGACAGGCCAUGAAUUACGGCCGACUUGAGGGUCAUGCCGAGCUCAAGGUGGUGGACUUGAAACAGGAG
Symbiodinium sp. CCMP2456 is the source of this 543-nucleotide messenger RNA. The record is from the annotation of a GenBank genome assembly. Lineage: Eukaryota; Dinophyceae; Suessiales; Symbiodiniaceae.